AAAGCCCGGCGGCUCCUCGCCAUGGCCCAGUUCUCCUGGGUGCUGGGGAAGGUGCUGAUGGACGACAUCACCGAGGCCCUGGGCAGCAUGUGCAGGGACAGCGGCAUGGUGGCCGCGGCCUUGAGGGAGGAGCGCUUCGCGUGGUGGCGAGCGGUCAGCAAGGGGAAAGCAGGCAGCGCAGCCCGCAGCCUGGGAGGCGACCACACCCCGCCGCGGGAGGCCCCGCAGGCUGCCCCGGCCGGCGAGGAAGAGGGGCUGGCCAGGGGCCCGGGGGGCGCGAGGCCGCCUGGGUCUCAAGAGUCCCUCCAGGAGGACGCCCCCGGGAACAGCGUCAUUUUGCGCACUCUCGCACAAACGAGUCUCUCGAGCCGCCCCCGGGGCCGGCGGCAGCCUGCGCGGCCCACGCAGCUCGGGUUGGCCACCAUCGUGGUGAAGUACUUCUCGCAGUUCGGGUUCCUGCCCUGGACCACGAGGCGCUACGCCGGCAUCAGCAGGGACAAGCCGUUCUCGCCGCCCAACAUCCUGGGGGUGGAGAAGAAGGACAGCUACGUCCUGUGCGACCUGCUGCAGCUGCUGCUGCUCUUCUUCCACCGCUCGGCCAUGAAGAAAUCGUCAGGGGCCGACCUGGCCGAGUCGCUCUCGGAAGACAAGGUGCCCGAGGCCUUCCUGUCCAUGGUGCUGCUGCAGUUCGGCACCAUGAUCGUGGACCGGGCGCUCUACCUGCGGAAGACCUUGUUCGGGAAGUGUGUGUUCCAGGUGGUGCUGGUGGUGGGCGUCCACUUCUGGCUCUUCUUCAUCCUGCCGGGGAUCACCGAGAGGUUCCGCUUUGUCCCCUUCCUCCUGGAGCUGAGGGCCGUCAUCGGCUGGGUGUGGACCGACACCGCCCUGAGCCUGUCCAGCUGGAUCUGCCUGGAGGACAUAUACGCCAACAUCUUCAUCAUGAAAUGCUGGCAGGAGUCCGAGAAGACCCUGUUCACCAUGAGCUCCCAGGAUCAGAACUUGGCCCCCUUCUCGGACGCCGACUAUGACCAGCUGACCCAGCGGUACGCCCUCCAUCCUUCCGCCAUGCAGUUCCUCGCCGACUACAGGCCCGAGGACAUCGUUCUCAUCAAGAUCAAAAGCCACGCCAGCCUGCUGUGGGGGAUCAGCCCCGCCAACAGAGCAGCCAUGAUCAAGGAGCUGGCCAACGCCAGCGCCAUCCACAUCACCACCUCCUGGACCAUUCAGAGGUAA
Condylura cristata (star-nosed mole) is the source of this 1233-nucleotide messenger RNA. RefSeq names its product piezo-type mechanosensitive ion channel component 1-like. NCBI's taxonomy places the organism in Eukaryota, Metazoa, Chordata, Mammalia, Eulipotyphla, Talpidae. Gene Ontology annotation, biological process: detection of mechanical stimulus; regulation of membrane potential; cellular response to mechanical stimulus. The transcript has 8 exons. Gene Ontology annotation, molecular function: mechanosensitive monoatomic ion channel activity; monoatomic cation channel activity. Gene Ontology annotation, cellular component: plasma membrane. Bases 22 to 1233 code for a protein of 403 amino acids. The record is from RefSeq and is a predicted model, not a curated record.